AUUUUUCAGCUUUAUAUGAAUUUGUCGUCUUCGUCAGAGCCUUAUUCUUUCGCCUUUCGUCUUUCGCGGUUUUUAUAUUUACGAAGAGGCUUGAUUAUACAGUGACAUAAUGCAGAACGAGGAGGGAAAACUCACUGAGUUAUACGUUCCUAGGAAAUGCUCUGCCACUAACAGACUCAUAACUGCAAAGGACCAUGCCUCGGUUCAGAUAAACAUUGGCCAUUUGGAUGAGAAUGGUAUCUACAAUGGUCAUUUUUCCACGUUUGCUCUCUGUGGCUUCGUUCGAGCACAGGGUGAUGCUGACAGUGCACUAGACAGGUUGUGGCAGAAGAAGAAGCCAGAAGUUAAACAACACUAGAAGUGACCAAUUUUUUGCCUGAAGUUCUAUGAUUCCUGGACAUAUUUCACUAUCAUGAUUGUGGAACUUUGGUAAUUUAGUUAUAAGUUUUGCAAUAUUUUGUUUUUCUCUGCUGAAAGCUGCUCUUUGAUCUAUUAGCACUGCCUUCAGAAAUAUUUGUUUCUUUACUUCAAUAAAUUUCGUUGAUUU
Molecule: messenger RNA, 547 nt
Organism: Vigna unguiculata (cowpea)
Lineage: Eukaryota; Viridiplantae; Streptophyta; Magnoliopsida; Fabales; Fabaceae
Product: small ribosomal subunit protein eS21
Biological process (GO): translation
Cellular component (GO): ribosome
Molecular function (GO): structural constituent of ribosome
Source: RefSeq, a predicted model, not a curated record